CCAUGAUAAUUACAUUUCACAAUUAGACUUGAUAGCUUCUUGAACUUAUGUAUCACCGAGGGUGGUUGAACGACUCCGCUUAGAAAAGUUGUACGACUCUUGGAUCGGUUAAAUAAUAGAUACUUGUACUGUGCUUUGCGUUUAUUUAGCUAGUAUAAGGUUAUCUAGUGCAAGUAUUGCAGAUGUUAAUCUAGCAGAAAGUAAUCCAACAGGCUUGGAAGAAUUUCUAAUCAGCACAUGUUCUUGAAGGAAUUUUGUCGGAGCAUUGAACAAAUUACGAUGAAAAUCUGGCAUGCACUUGUUUUUCAGAUCAACAAUUGAUCAAGGGUAUACUACAAAGAAAAUAUAAGUCGAUAUGACUUAUGACAGGCCCUUACAGUUUGCCAGUUAGUUUAAAGGCUGUGCACUCAGAAUGCUUACACAACUAAUCGGCAGAGACCGUACAUGCUCCUAGUAACCUCAAGCAAUGAUAUUCGCUGAAAGAGCGUAAUUUGGACUACUAUACUGCAGACGCCGACGAGUAUCCAUCAUCUCCAGAGUAUAAUCGUCGUCACGAGACUUGAUGAAUCUACGCUUCGGGCAAGAGAAGCUUCAUCUAGUCUACGAGAUCCGCGCACAGGCACGCGUGAAACGCGAUGUGCCACCGAUGCGCCGAAUGUGAUUACAAAGCCGCGUAUCAAAGGAUUCGCGAGACAGUUACGCGAGGCUAGAGUGAGAUUAAUCCCAAGGACGUGCUGCAGCUAUAAGAUCUUUGCUCUCAGGUGCUGCGAGUUUCGCGAGGAGGUAUCAUGGACGACUUAAUUGCCUGGCGUUUGUUGCUUGAAUUCCAUUUUGAAGAUAUUCAAGAGGAGUUUGGAAAUUUUGUGGAAAAAUCCUGAAUGAAGGCCAAUAAACAAGGAGCGCUUGAGCAUAAGCAGCAGAAUCGACAUAGAUUUUCAUUCGGCCGGUACAUCCGAGGAUAUAAAUGUUCGAGAAAGCCCUUCGGUUCAUCGACGAGUACCAGUGCAGUUGCUGCGCUCGAUGUUUAAACGGAAUGGUGUAUUACGUAGUCGCGCUGGGAGGAGCGCCUGCGCGUUUGUUCCCUCUCAAGAGAGCUGACUGCUGGCUAUUUCGCCCAGCUUUUCACGAGGGCUUCUCGAUGCUGAAAUUCGAUCAGAAGCGGAUAUCCAUCGUCGAGCAUCCGGGUAUCGCUAUGUAUAUAUCUCCUGUAGUUUCCCAUAUGGAGGAGCAGCGAUCAACCAUGGAGCACAGGAAAGAGUACAGGAAGAAGUAUUACGCCGAGAGGAGGCAGGAGAUCCACAAUAAUUUGCUGAGAGCGAAAGGAGCCGAGAUCCCUGAUACCGCCUCACAGGAAAAUCGCGAAAUGCGCGUGCUCACGACGCUAUCAAGCACAGGAGCCUCUGUUAAGAGGAGAACGAGAGGAAAAAGACUUUUUGAUUCCGAUGGCUUGGUACUGCUCCACUGCAAAAAUUGCAAUACGAGCAGACCGAAAAUUAACUAUCAGAAGGAGACCAAAUGUAAAUAUUGCGAUGCAGAUCUCAAAUUCCAGUGUAUCAAAUGCGAUCUGGUUUAUAAAUCGCACAUGGCGUGUGUCGCCCAUAUCAAGUUUAAGCACCCCGAUGCUAAAGCCGAGCCUUAAUGUGUUUCAUUGACAUACAAAUUUGUUUAUAUUGUCAUUUAAAUACUAAUCGUUUAUGUAAAUCUAUUUAUUACUGUCGACGCAUAAGUGGCAUUCUAAAUUGUUUCCAAUUACAUUUAAUUGGGUAUUUGUAUAUAUAGUUUAAAAGCUUCAGUUUAUCAUAUGCGUAUUGAUAUUCAAUAAAGUUUUAUUCAUUAAA
Messenger RNA from Nasonia vitripennis (jewel wasp), 1838 nucleotides. RefSeq lists its product as uncharacterized. Bases 965 to 1639 code for a protein of 224 amino acids. The record is from RefSeq and is a predicted model, not a curated record. Lineage: Eukaryota; Metazoa; Arthropoda; Insecta; Hymenoptera; Pteromalidae. The transcript is spliced from 9 exons.